Molecule: messenger RNA, 675 nt
Organism: Kwoniella mangroviensis CBS 8507
Lineage: Eukaryota; Fungi; Basidiomycota; Tremellomycetes; Tremellales; Cryptococcaceae
Exons: 4
Coding region: 1-675 (224 amino acids)
Source: RefSeq, a predicted model, not a curated record
AUGUCAUUCAGAUCAGCUACCAGACUCUCCACUCGUCUCGCUUCCGCUUCCCGCGCUACCUUGACCGCUCAACCGGCAGCUAGGAGGUACGCAUCUACCACUGGACCUCAAAAGGGGGGUGAUACCACUUGGAUGAUCGGUUCAGCCGUCGUAUUCGGUUCUUUGGGUGCAUUCCUCCUUCUCCCUUCCAAAGCUUCUUCCCACGCUGCUACUCACUCCCAAGAACAUGCCAAAGUAAGAGCAGAGAUCAACGAGUCUGCUCCCACGGUGAAACAAGGAGAGGCUGUUCAAGCUACAGAUUCUGGUAAAUAUUCACCUAAAACCCCUGAUCCUUCAGGAAUUCACAAAAGUGCAGACAAAGCCCCAAGCGAAAUCCCAGUGAAGAAGGACGAGUCUAAGACGAUGCCUGAGAACUUGAUCGAAAACGAUUCGUUGAAACCUGAAUCUAAAUCUGGAGGUAAGGACGCCAACGAAGUUGCCAAAUCUCAAUCUUCUUCUGAAGAUAAACAGGACGCUCCUGGUACUGAAGAAGACGAAGAUAAUGCUGCUGGAAAGGAACAAGGUGAACCCACUCAGAAAGAAAUCAAGGAUAGUAUCCUUAGAGCUGAGCGAACAAACACUCCCAAAGCAGCUAUGAGCGAAGAAGCCAAGGGUCACGAGACUCAAGCUGAGUAA